AUGGCCGCGCAGGGCGAGCCGGGCUACCUGGCGGCGGCGCAGUCGGAUCCGGGCUCCAACAGCGAGCGCAGCACCGACUCGCCGGUGGCCGGCUCCGAGGACGAUCUGGUGGCCGCGGCGCCCCUCCUGCACAGCCCCGAGUGGAGCGAGGAGCGCUUCCGCGUGGACAGGAAGAAACUCGAGGCCAUGCUCCAAGCUGCAGCUGAAGGAAAAGGCAGAAGUGGGGAAGACUUUUUUCAAAAGAUCAUGGAGGAGACAAACACGCAGAUUGCAUGGCCGUCCAAACUGAAGAUCGGGGCCAAAUCCAAGAAAGAUCCCCACAUCAAGGUUUCUGGGAAGAAAGAGGCUGUGAAGGAAGCCAAAGAAAUGAUCAUGGCCGUCUUAGACACGAAAAGCAACCGCGUCACGUUGAAGAUGGAUGUCUCGCACACAGAGCACUCCCACGUCAUCGGCAAGGGCGGUAACAACAUUAAAAAGGUGAUGGAAGACACGGGCUGCCACAUCCACUUCCCAGACUCCAACAGGAACAACCAGGUGGAAAAGAGUAACCAGGUGUCUAUAGCAGGACAGCCAGCAGGAGUAGAAUCGGCCCGAGCGAGGAUUCGGGAGCUGCUUCCUUUGGUGCUGAUGUUUGAGUUACCGAUCGCCGGGAUUCUCCAACCGGUCCCAGAUCCCAACACCCCCUCCAUCCAGCACAUCUCACAGACGUACAGCGUUUCCGUGUCGUUUAAGCAGAGGUCUCGAAUGUAUGGUGCUACCGUCAUAGUGCGAGGGUCUCAGAAUAACACUAAUGCUGUGAAGGAAGGGACAGCCAUGCUAUUGGAACACCUCGCAGGGAGCUUGGCAUCCGCCAUCCCCGUGAGCACACAACUGGAUAUAGCAGCCCAACACCACCUCUUCAUGAUGGGCCGGAACGGAAGCAACGUCAAACACAUCAUGCAGAGGACAGGGGCGCAGAUCCACUUUCCCGACCCCAGCAAUCCACAGAAGAAAUCCACCGUCUACCUCCAGGGCACCAUUGAGUCCGUCUGCCUGGCAAGGCAGUACCUCAUGGGGUGUCUUCCUCUGGUGUUGAUGUUUGAUAUGAAGGAGGACAUCGACGUGGACCCACAGGUCAUCGCACAGCUCAUGGAGCAGCUAGACGUCUUUAUCAGUAUUAAACCAAAGCCCAAACAGCCCAGCAAGUCUGUGAUUGUGAAAAGUGUUGAGCGAAAUGCCUUAAAUAUGUAUGAAGCAAGGAAGUGUCUCCUCGGACUUGAAAGCAGUGGGGUUUCCAUAGCAACCAGUCUAUCCCCAGCAUCGUGCCCUGCCGGCCUGGCAUGUCCCAGCCUGGAUAUCUUAGCUUCGGCAGGCCUUGGACUCACUGGACUAGGUCUAUUGGGGCCCACCACAUUGUCCCUCAACACGUCAACCACCCCAAACUCACUCCUGAAUGCCCUCAACAGUUCUGUCAGUCCUUUGCAAAGUUCAAGUUCCGGGACCCCAAGCCCGACGUUGUGGGCCUCCUCAAUCCCCAACACUGCAAGUGCCACAGGUUUUUCUACGAUACCACACCUUAUGAUCCCGUCUACUGCCCAGGCCACAUUAACCAAUAUCCUGCUGUCUGGAGUGCCCACAUACGGGCAUACAGCCCCGUCUCCCCCACCUGGCUUGACUCCUGUUGACGUCCACAUCAACAGCAUGCAGACAGAAAGCAAAAACAUCUCUGCUUCUAUAAAUGGACACGUGCAGCCUCCGAACAUGAAAUACGGUCCGCUUUCCACUUCAUCGCUUGGGGAAAAAGUGCUGAGUUCUAAUCAUGGUGAUCCAUCCAUGCAGACAGCUGGGCCCGAACAGGCUUCUCCUAAAUCAAACUCAGUAGAAGGCUGCAAUGAUGCCUUUGUUGAAGUGGGCAUGCCUCGAAGUCCUUCCCAUUCCGGAAACGCUGGUGACUUGAAGCAGAUGCUGGGUCCCUCCAAGGUCUCCUGUGCCAAGCGGCAGACCGUUGAGCUACUGCAGGGCACGAAGAACUCGCACCUCCACAGCACUGACAGAUUACUCUCAGACCCCGAACUGAGUGCCACAGAAAGUCCUCUUGCUGACAAGAAGGCUCCAGGGAGCGAGCGUGCGGCUGAGAGGGCAGCGGCUGCCCAGCAGAACUCGGAAAGGGCCCGCCUGGCCUCGCAGCCACCAUAUGUCCACAUGCAGGCCUUUGACUAUGAGCAGAAGAAACUACUAGCCACCAAAGCGAUGUUAAAGAAGCCAGUGGUGACUGAGGUCAGAACGCCUACGAACACAUGGAGUGGCCUGGGGUUCUCGAAGUCCAUGCCGGCAGAAACCAUCAAGGAACUGAGGAGAGCGAACCACGUGUCCUAUAAGCCCACAAUGACAACCGCCUAUGAGGGCUCCUCAUUGUCCCUCUCAAGGUCCAGCAGUCGUGAGCACCUGGCGAGCGGAAGCGAGUCAGACAACUGGAGAGACCGAAACGGAAUCGGCCCCAUGGGUCACAGUGAAUUCUCGGCACCGAUCGGCAGCCCCAAGCGCAAGCAGAACAAAUCAAGAGAGCACUAUCUAAGCAGCAGCAACUACAUGGACUGCAUUUCCUCGCUGACAGGAAGCAAUGGCUGCAACCUGAACAGUUGUUUCAAAGGCUCGGACCUCCCCGAGCUUUUCAGCAAACUGGGCCUCGGCAAAUACACAGAUGUCUUCCAGCAGCAGGAGAUCGAUCUCCAGACAUUCCUCACCCUCACAGACCAGGAUCUGAAGGAGCUGGGAAUCACAACCUUUGGUGCCCGGAGGAAAAUGCUGCUGGCAAUUUCAGAGCUAAGUAAAAACCGAAGAAAACUCUUUGAACCGCCAAACACGCCAACCGCGUGCACCUCCUUCCUGGAAGGCGGAGCCAGUGGGAGGCUGCCCCGCCAGUAUCAUUCAGACAUCGCCAGCGUCAGUGGCCGCUGGUAGCGGUACCUUCUGGACACGCACCUGCUAUCAGCAAAGGUGGACGCGAUCUGUGGACAGUCUUCACUGCGCUCGUCCGUCCUUGGCACUCCGGGCGUCCGGUAUCAGGACCAAAGUGUGGAAUUCGCACCCGUACUUCACUGACGGCAAAAUAAGAAGACAAGAGAAAGGGUCUCGUGGUCUCAUGUUGCCGUAAAAGCACCAAAGGGGAAAUGCUUUUUCAAACCGGCAAUUGGACAGAAUUUGCAAAAUGAGGGUAGGGCUUCGUUUCUUUGUAUUUACCUAUAUUACAUAUGCACUGAUCUUUUUUUUUUUUCUUCUUGGUACCUAAAAUGAAGGAGAAUUUUGACAUCUGGGAUGCCAGAAAACGUAGAAGUUAUUUUGUUGGUUCGAACUGUCUUGGUGUUUGGGGAUUUGAAAAAAAAAAUAAUCAAAGUAUAAUUUUUCUGCUUUAAAAUGAUGACUGAGGUCUUCCAGCACUUUACAUGAUCUAGUUGUUCCUCCUGUGGAAUCUGUCUCUCAUCUCCGUGUUUCCGGUAUUGGUAUAGUUUUUUUUUUUUUUCCUGGCUUCUUCACAUGUUUAUUUGAAAUGGUACUGGACCUUAAUUAGUUCCCAUGCCGAGUUUUCUGUGCUGUUGGGAAAUGUGGGCCACUUGGCUCUGGACCAAAGUCAGUUCAUUUGUGUCAACAUCUUAGGAACCUUUGGCCAUGACAGGCCAGGUACGAUAGACAGACCGAAUGGACUUUACAAUACUAACUCUUUGCGGUUGGCAUAGUUAGCUGCUGUCUUGUAUUGCUAAAUUCCAAUGGUUGUCUGAAGGCCAAGAGGCUGGUCUUUUAGUAUACUGCCACUAAAGGACAUUUAUUUAUAUCAAACUUUUAUUUUUAGAUAUUAUAAGCCUACAGUAGACAAACUGAUGAGAUUGAUAUUUUCUAGAGAUUUAUGGUAGAGAUUGAGCUGCAUUCAUAACUGGAGCCCUAGGUUGUCACUUUAUUUAAGAAGACGAGCAACCAUUUGACGAGACAGCACUGCUGCCAUUAUGAAGAGAAGAGGCCCCGCCUCCUUACCCAGUAGCUCCGCCCCCUGUGGGUCAGGGGACUUUCCCUAAAGUGCCUUUGUCUGCUCAGAAGUCAACUUGGAUCAGUUGGAAACAUAGAAAGGGUCUAGGGGACAGCUUAUCCAAGAGCUGAAUUCUGAAGGGGGAGGGAGAAAAAAAAAAAAAGGCUUUCUAAAUGGCUAGAUUUAUUGUUACAAUCUUAUACUGUGAAAGUCUAAGAGAUUAGCGGACACUAUUUCCUGUCUUUGCAGAUGAUACAAAGGUUUUCAGUCCAAUGAGGAAAACCACUCAAGUGCCUCUCUUCAGAGCUACAUUCUUACCAAAUGUAUACAGUUUUUUAGGGAGGGGAGGGGAUUUUUCCCAUAGGGCAUGUUGUCAGUUACCUUUAGUGAUUGUGUUUCUGUUCAUAUGUUAAUGCUUUCUGUGUGAUAUAAACCCCUCCCUCCUGUUCUUGGUAGAGAGGAGUUGGAGAUGUAUGCUGGGUGCCUAUACAAAUUCAAGGUACGAAAUACUUGCCUGAUGUUCUCUUCUAAUUCUGGUCACCAAAGAACUGAAGGGAUAUUUUUUACACAUAGAAAAGUUUUUCACUUUGCAAACGUUGGCUACCUGGAAGCUUAGCCGAUGACAACGAACUUACCACAGCGGUAAUAUCUACCUGGCUUCAAUCUCAGCCUAACUGCAUAAGGAUACAGAAUUGAAUCACUCCCUGCACAAGCAUGGUGUGGCCAUCCCGUGCCCAUAUGCUCAGAUGACCACCUGAGGCUCAACACAUAACCAACUGACCACUCAGAAGACUACUCAGUUUUCCAAAUUUGGUUGUUUCUUUAAUUAAAAAAGAAAAAAAGUCAUUGGGUGCUUAUUGUGGACUCUGUCAUGCAUUUGCUAAAAGGAAGGAAAGGAACCAAAUAUUUAGUAAUAAGCCGGCUUAGGUUGUAUACAUAGUGCUUUGAUUUCACACCAAAGGGAAAACUGUUCACUCCAACUCGAUUAAAUGGGGAGGCUAAGAAAUAAUUAGAAACACUGGAAGGUUUUUCUCCCUUUUUCUUAAUGCAGUGAAGGGAAUAUGACACCAGGGCCUACAGAGUUGUUGGUGUUCUUUGUCAUGCAUGGAAUAUUUGGGUUGUUGGAAGUAAUGUUAACUUUUAGCCAACCUGGCUUUUCUCAUGAUUGGUGAUCUGUAAAUAUGGAACGGACCUGGAUUGUAUUUCAUGGGGGGGGGGGGUCCUUGUCCUUUUUAUCACUUUUUAAAAACCCGUGAGAUGGGAUCAACAUUGAAAGUGGGGAUUUUUUUUCUAAAGCAAUCAUUACAUGAGAAAUAAAUUUAUAUAACCCCUUUGUAUCGCUUUCUAUA
Molecule: messenger RNA, 5346 nt
Organism: Rattus rattus (black rat)
Lineage: Eukaryota; Metazoa; Chordata; Mammalia; Rodentia; Muridae
Gene: Bicc1
Product: BicC family RNA binding protein 1
Exons: 21
Coding region: 1-2940 (979 amino acids)
Cellular component (GO): cytoplasm
Molecular function (GO): protein binding; RNA binding
Source: RefSeq, a predicted model, not a curated record